Messenger RNA from Rhodofomes roseus, 1419 nucleotides. Its product is annotated as regulator of chromosome condensation 1/beta-lactamase-inhibitor protein II. Gene Ontology annotation, cellular component: cytoplasm. Bases 1 to 1419 code for a protein of 472 amino acids. Gene Ontology annotation, molecular function: guanyl-nucleotide exchange factor activity. The transcript is spliced from 3 exons. NCBI's taxonomy places the organism in Eukaryota, Fungi, Basidiomycota, Agaricomycetes, Polyporales, Fomitopsidaceae. The record is from RefSeq and is a predicted model, not a curated record.
AUGAAGAAGGCUCCUGCCACGAAGAGGCCCACUCAGAGGAAACCCACCCCCGUACACACGCAAGAGAGGCCUUAUUUUAACCCUCUCCCUACUCCCCCCGAGCAUUUGCGUCCGGCACCACUGUUGUUCGUAUGGGGCACGGGCAACUUCGGCCAGUUCGGAAUGGGCGCGGACUUCCUGGGCGAGUACGAUAAGCCCACACGGAAUAAGUGGAUUGAGAAGAAAAUGGAGGAGGGAAACCUGGGUGGCCCUGGCGCGGGCCUUGAGGCCGUUGCGGCUGGCGGUCUGCAUUCGCUGUUCUUGGACGAGAAGGGCACUGUCUGGUCAUGCGGUGUUAACGAUGACGCUGCCCUGGGGCGUAUAACUGUCGAUGUGCCGAACCCUGAGAAGGAGGGCGAGUUCCUCGAUGUCGACGAGCUCACAGCUGUACCAUAUCCCCUACAAUCUCUUGUCGAGGAAAACUUCCGUGCUGUCCGCAUAACGGCCGGAGACACUAUCUCAGCGGCUAUUAGCUCUCAGGGUGACUUGCGUGUCUGGGGAUCAUUCAGAGGAAAUGAAGGCGUACUUGGCUUUUCAAGUGGUCUUAGGCAUCAGUUCCUCCCGGCGUCUAUCCUAAAUCUCAAGUCCCGUCCAGGCAACAUCGAGAAGUUCUCCUCUGUCGUCGCGGGAAACAACCACCUCAUCGUGCUCACAACUCAUGGCAACAUAUACACCUUCGGCGCCGGCGAGCAGGGUCAGCUCGGACGCAAAGUCAUGGAACGGCGUAAAAUCCACGGAACUGUGCCCGAGAAGAUCGUCCUCGGCUCGCGUAGCCACAAGGCUGUCGUCGUCGGCGCUGGCAGCUAUUCAUCGUACGCUGUCGAUGAGCAGGGGACUGUCUGGGCUUGGGGCCUCAACAACAUGGGCCAGACCGGCACGGGCUUUACGAGCGCCUCUGCGGACGGGGAGGUGCAGCUGCCGAAGCAAGUCAUCGGACUGGGCAAGGGUGAGCUCGGUGGCGAGGCGACCGUCGUGCAGAUCGUUGGCGGUGAACACCACACGCUGUUCCUCACGUCCGACGGCCGAGUGUACGCUUGCGGGCGCUCGGAAGGCGGCCAGCUCGGGCUCGCCGAUGACGAUGAGGCGUUUAAGGACCGUCCCUUCCCGGAUAUGCUCGCGGAACCCACGAAGAUCACUUUCUCGGACGCCAACGACCCCGUGGUCCACAUCUCCGUUGGCGUACACAACAACCUCGCGGUGACAAGGGGUGGUGCGCUGUACGCAUGGGGCAACGGUCCCUCGGGCGAGCUCGGUGUCAGUGGCGAGGAGCAGGCGCGCACGCCGACGGUGGUUGUGCGCAAGGAGGGUGGUGCAUGGGCUGCGAUCACGGCGUCGUGCGGCGGCCAGCACUCUCUAGCGUUGUUCAGGAAGAAGACUUAA